Messenger RNA from Sceloporus undulatus (fence lizard), 4906 nucleotides. RefSeq names its product gypsy retrotransposon integrase 1 (gene GIN1). Bases 2191 to 3759 code for a protein of 522 amino acids. The record is from RefSeq and is a predicted model, not a curated record. Gene Ontology annotation, molecular function: nucleic acid binding. Lineage: Eukaryota; Metazoa; Chordata; Lepidosauria; Squamata; Phrynosomatidae. The transcript is spliced from 7 exons. Gene Ontology annotation, biological process: DNA integration.
AGCUUAUGCUUUUUAGCUGCUGAAAAUGACUUGUGUGCUUUAUUCAUUUUGGGUUUUGGCCAACAUAGUAGUACUUUAUACAAUGAUGUAUAGCUUACCUUCUCUGUUUAAAUAGUCAUUUGAAGAUCUUUCAAUUUGUGUUUUUUUUAAAGUCUUGAUUGUGAGAAGUAGAAUGGAACAAGGACAUUAAUUAGUUCUCAUGUAGUUCAUAAAAUCUUCCUAUAUCUCAGCUGCACAUUUUUAUGUUUCUUUGACUUUAAAAAGACACAAAGGCACUAAUGGCUGAUCCCACACAUGCAUGCAUAUGACUCAGUAUUUUAUCUCUUGGUAACAUUAAUAGUAUCUUGCAUUUGAACAUUUGACUCUUUCUUUUGAGACAGAGAUAUAAUUUGAACAUUUUGUUUAAUUUAUGAUAACUAAUUCUGCAUGCAGGUUAUCACUCUGUGAGCUCUUUCACACAUUGAUCACAGUGUGAUUCAAAUUUAGCUGCUGUGACAAAAUUUUGUGGAAUCAUGCUGGUUGUAGUUUGAUGAGGGACUAGAGCUCUCUGCGAGAGACAGUAUAGUGUAGCUGUUUGAGCACUGGACUAUGACUCUAGAGACAAGGGUGUGAUUCCCCAUUUGGCCACAGAAACCCGCUAGGAGACCUUGAGUGAGUCACACAUUCUUAGCAGAAAACAAUGUAAGAGGGCCCUUUUGGGUCACCAUGAGUUGGAAAUGACUUGAAGGCACACAACAACAAACUGCUCUCUGGCAGAGUUUUAAAUAUUCCUCUAAACUGCAAAUCCCACAAUUCCACAGGAUGUUGCCAUGGCUGUUACAGUGGAAUCGUAGAACUAUAAUUGUGUAGCGUGAAAGGGCCUCAUAUUGCAAUCACUAAGUCAUGGACUGCAUACCACCAUACCACUCUGUAAACACCUGAUCUUGUCAGAUUAUGGAUGGUAAACAUGGUUGGACCAUGACUAGAUGGAAGACUACCAGGGAAUACCAAGAGUUUCCAGGCAGGUCUGUGAAAGCAUCUUGACUGAAACUCUAAACAGCUGCUGAGUCAGAGUUAUAAAUACUGAGCUAUGUCGCUCAAUGGCCUGAUUCAGUGAAAGGCAACUUCCUAUGUUCCUGUUUGCAAAAUCACCCUAAAGUUUACACCAACUCAGAGUUUCCUUUCACAUGUUAUGUAGUGGGCACAACAACUGCACUGUUUUAGUCUUCUCUCUAUGUUCUGUCUGUUUACUCCUGUUUUAUAUACUUGUUCCAAAUUUAGCAAUAUCUGACAUAGUCACAUAAAAUAACAGGAUAUAAUAUUAAGUACAAGAUUCAGACUUAUUAGCCACUCUUCUAGUACUGAGUAAGGCUUGAAGUGGUAAAUAAAAACAAAUAGAAUAAAACAGCUACAAAGAUAAGAAUUAAACCAACUUUUAAGCCAUUUUAGCCAACCUCAAGAAGAUUGCUGAAAUCAAUUAGUCAUGAUCAAUCCAGUGUGUAUAGCCAUGGAUCUAAAUGUAUGUAUUUGAAAUGCUAUUUUCUUUAUUUAAAAAGCUGUUCUCUGUGUAGGAAACUUGUUUCCUAUGUAGAAUAAGAAACUGUGAAGAUUCUUGCUUAUCUAGUCUUCUAUCCCUGUUGAAAUUCAUUUUGUUUGUUUUGGUUCAGCUUUCCAGACUCUUCAAAUAUUUCUGAAUAUUCUUUCUUUCCCUACUUGAGAUUCAGCCGUCAGUACGUCUUGUUCUACAAAAUCACCAAGAACAUUUAACAGGACUAGAAAUCUGGCUCACAGUUGUGUUUAUUAACAGAAAAAUAUCUGAAGGAAGCAACGAAUGACAGGCUCACCAUACUUAGUAUCAAAAUGCAUGGUGCAGCUAGCUACUUUUAUCUCCUCAAUACUUUUUGGUGGCUAAGCAUUAGAAAAAAUAUACAUUAGUAAAAUUUCAUAAUUGGAUAUUACAAUGUGAUGUUUCUAUUGUGCCUGCAUGCUAUUGGUUACAUUACCUAUUUGCCUUUGAAACUGAGUGUGAAUGCCCAGUACUUGCUCACUCUGUUUCUGGUGUUCAUGAACUUGAAAUGAACUUUAGGUCAAGUACAACAAUACAGAAGAGAAUGCUCAGCUACAAUUAAAAACAUGCUGCCUAUGUUGUAUUUGUUUCAAAUCCUGAGUUUCUGGUUUGUGUAAAGUGCUUUUAUUUCAUCCAGAACAGCAAUGGUCCGUAGUGGCAAAAAUGGAGGACUCCAUCUGAAACAAAUCUCAUAUUACAAACAAACAGGUGGAUACCAUCCCACAACAUUACCAAGUGAAAGGAGUGGAAUAAGAAGAGCUGCCAAAAAGUUUAUCUUCAAAAAUAAUAAACUGUUCUAUGUGGGAAAAGACAAGAGGCAAAUGCGCUUGGUAAUUUUUUCUGAUGAAGAAAAGAGAAAGGUUUUAGAAAAUUGCCAUGAAAACCAUGCCAGUACACAUCAUGGCAUAUCAAGGACUCUAACCCUGGUGGAAUCUCAGUAUUAUUGGACUUCAGUAACCAGCGAUGUUAAACAGUGGGUAUAUGCUUGUCAACACUGCCAGUUAGCAAAGAAUACGACCUUUGCAGCCUCCAAAUUCCACACUAUUAAGGCAGAGGAGCCUUGGACUGUAAUUAUUAUAGACUUAAUGGGACCUUUCAGUGCCACCAGCAAAAAUAAUCUGUAUGUCAUGCUUCUGACAGAUGUCUUCAGUAAGUGGGCUGUGGCUUUGCCACUCCAUGAGCUUUCAGCAGCUGAAGUGACAAAGGCAAUUAUCAAGGCAUCAUUCUGUUAUGGCCCACCUCAGAAGAUUGCUAUAGAUCAGGGAGAAGAGUUUGUUCAACAGGUCAACUGUGAGCUGUUUCAACACUUUGGGACAAAGGAAUUAUUAAUGCUGCAUCCUCAAACUGAUUGUGAAAAUAAAAUUGGCAAGACUGUCAGAUCUUUCCUUCUGCGAUACUGUACAGAGAACAAGAAAGACUGGGAUGACCAUUUACAAGCUAUUGCUUAUGCAUUCAACUUGAUUCCUUCAGAAACUAACCAUAAUACACCAUAUUUUGAAAUGUUUAAACGGAACCCACACAUGCCUCCACCUUUCAGUGAGAUUCAGGAAGGAAGGAAUGACUGCAUGUUUGGUAGAAUUGUUACUGCAGUAAAACAAGACAAGAGAACAGUGCAGGAAAGCACAGCUUCUAAUUGCCAGGAUCUAAAGAAAAUGCCUGUAGAAGAGCAGAGUGGAAAGAAGGGCCCUGUUAGGAAGAAGCCAAAGCAACUGAACCCAUUUCUCCUUAAAGUGGGUCAUGAAGUUUUUAGGCAAAGGAAAAACUGGUGGAAAGAUGGCCGCUUCCAGUCUGAAUGGGUUGGUCCUUGUAUUAUAGACUACCUCACUGAGAAUGGCUGUGCAGUAUUAAGAGAUGCUGCAGGCUCAAGGCUGAAAAGACCUAUUAAAAUAUCUCAUCUGAAACCAUAUAUAAGAGGAUCAAACAAAGAAGAUAACAACCAAGGUUGUCCAAAUGCCAUAGUGGCUGACCAUGACUAUGUCGGUUCAGCUGAAACAGUCACAGAGCAGAGCUCCAAAGAUGUAUUCUCCCCCAAAGGACUUCCUCCUCUUGUUCCUGAUGCUGACUUACUAGAGAAGGACCUCGUAGUAUCAGCAUGUGAAAAUAGUGCACUGCCUGAAUUUACAGAACCCGACUCCAUUGAAACAACUACUAUGAACUCAGAGCAAUGGUCUGCAACUGACUGGACUCUGCAAAAUAAAGCUGAGGCUACUUGAACUAAAUAUAGAAAGACUUGAAUUAGAGUACAUGUUACAAAUUAGUUUGAAGGACUCUUUGUUACAUUUGACAAGAACGAAAUAUUGGAUUCUUCUAGAUUCAUCUAGAUGACUACACAUAAAAACUAUGUUUGCAUGCAGUGGCACCUCCUUCCUCUCUCAUCCUCCUGAUUAGCCAAGAGACAAUGGCCCCAUACAGACAGCCAAACUAAAGCUGCUACAGGCAACUUUGGAGGUAUGCAGUUAAGGAGAAGACCAGGACUCGUGGGCGGGGGGAAGGUGUUGCCAUAGUCCAUAAAAACAUGCUUACCUUGACCAGGAACCCCAUCCAGAAAACGGACUUCAUCGAGUGUAUUUACCUGAUCCUGAAGGCUAAGGACAGUCUGGGGAUUUUGUUGGUCUAUCGUCCACCCCGUGGGCUAACAGACUCCCUAGCCGAGCUGACACAGCUGGUCUCGGAACUGGUGCUGGAGUCUCCCAGACUUCUUGUUCUGGGGGACCUCAACAUCCCUUUUGAGGCCGGCUCACAAGAUCUGACAGGUGCAGCUCGGGAGUUCAUGGCUUCCAUGAUGGCCAUGGGCCUGUCCCAGUUAGUCUCGGGCCCAAUGCAUUGCACUGGUAAUACACUCUAUGUCAUCUUCAGUACGGAUUGGGACAGUCCAUGGGCAGAGGUAUUACAUACCUCUGCUCUAUCAUGAACGAACCAUUUCCUGGUCGAGGUCCGACUUAAGGCAACUACCCAAAUACCUCCCGGGGGUAGAGGACCUAUUAGGAUGGUCCACCUGAUGGAACCCAAAAGGUUCCAAGAAGCCUUAGAGGGAUCUAUGGUUGGAUCUGACGGCAAUUCUGUACAUCUGGGAUAACGACCUCUCCAGGGCUAUACACAGUAUUGCUCCUAAGCGUCCUUUCUGGCCAGCUUCUAAUAAGAAACCCUGGUAUACAGAAGAUCUCUGGGAAAUGAAGUGGGCCGUGCAACAACUAGAGCGCAGCUGGCGGAGACACCAGCACUUAUCCAACAAGACACUUCAUCAGGUUCUUUUGAAGUCCUAUGGAGUGGCAAUAGGCGCAGCAAAGAAUUCCUUCUAUGCUACACGUAUUGCGUCUGCAGAGUUGCAUCCAGCAGAGCUGUUCAGGGUGGUCAGGGAGC